AUGGUGGAAUUGCAGAAAACUUUCAGCUUUGAUGAACAGAUUCUGCCGCAUUUGUUGAGGGAUAGGGAAACGUACAGCGGAAUAUUAGCAGAAGAAGGAUACGGUAUUAAAAUUUAAUUGAGUAGUGUCUCAUAAAACAGCGAACAGAUGCAUAACUGCACGUGAGUUGUAGCCUUGAAACAGAACAGCUGAUGAUAGAAAUAACGGUGUAGAUUAUAAACACACUGUAUUUUCCUUUAUAUGCCUCUCUUGUAUAGACGCAGAGGCUGAGAAGAAAAGGCUGCAGGUUCGCAUUGUUGGACAAGAAAAGGAUAAUUCCAUAAUUUUAACGUGGAUAGACAUCGGACCCAACAGUAGAGUAAGUAUUCAGCUGAGGAUAUCGAUAAUUUGCACGGUCAGUGUAAAACGCAGACUGCAGACCGGGGGUAAAAUGCAAACUGAGGGUAAAAUCGGUUGCCUUGAUUGCGGCAUUUACUGAGUUCGAGAAUCUCCACAACCCUGACUGGUUCCAUGAUCCGUGGUGUGAAUCAACAUCACUUUUUAGUUCAGUAAUAGGUAAAUGUACAAAACUUAACCCUGAUAUGAAAACUUCCAUCAUGAUAAACGGUAUCCGGUUAGAUCGCUCCAUGGUUAGAUCGCUCCAAGUCAGAUCGCUCCAUACCGAAGUCAGAUCGCUCCACUCGAAAGUUAGUUCGCUCCAUCAAAUAAGUUACUUCGCUCCAUACAUAAGUUACUUCGCUCCAUGUAGAAACCUAAUACACUAACUUACUUCUGAUCUUUAUAGUUUAUAGUUGAUGAUGUGUAUUGCGUCUUGAGAUCGAGUUGCUGAUCGACGUAUUCGCUAACUUGAGGCCUGAACGGUCCUGUUUAAAGAGCAGCAGACACCACAACCAUCACAAACAAAAGGCUCCUUUAGGAGCCACCAAAUAAAUUAAAAGAAAUGACCAACAAUGAAUAUAAUUUAUAAAUAUUGCUUUCAAAGAAUCGCCAUUUUUAAACGUUGUCAAAUCCAGCCGUGAGUGAGACUGGGUUCGCGCGUUACAAUACUCUUUCUUUUCUUUUCCCUUAUCCUUCUGUCUUUUAUCAACCUUCCACGUUAGUUUUCUUCAUGGAGCGAAGUAACUUAUGUAUGGAGCGAAGUAACUUAUUUGAUGGAGCGAACUAACUUUCGAGUGGAGCGAUCUGACUUCGGUAUGGAGCGAUCUGACUUGGAGCGAUCUAACCAUGGAGCGAUCUAACCGUAAUUCUGAUAAACACAUCUCAUCAAAUCUCAUGCCCAGUGGCAGGCCCCCCUAGGUUCAGGAAGUAUAUGAUGUUUGACUCAUCUUACUUGCAGCUGCCCUCUCCAGCACUUUUCAGGAGUGUUAAUCUAUUCAGGACUGAUAACUUUUCUCCCAUUUCUUUUUCUUUCUUUUUUUUCAAUUUUUUCCCUUUUUUUCAGAAGACAGAACCAAAAGUAACUUACUUUGGACUAUAUGAAGCAUCUCAACGGCAUCUCAAAGUAAGUAGUACUAACAGCUACUAGAGUUCCUGUUGGGUAGUUAUCAUGGUCAUUACAUGUAAUUGUUACCAAAAAAAUAAUUUAAUUAUAAAAGAAGUUAUAGUUGUAUAAAUUUUUGUGAUAAGAAUAUAAUCUAAUAUGGUAAUGCUCGAGGAAACCAUUCUUACUGUGUAUUGGUGAAAAUAUAAAUGUUCAAGUAGAGUUUCUUUUUUUGAUUAUGGUUAUGUUAUUAACAGACCUUUUGGGUCUAGGAAAUAGCUCUGAGGUGACUGGAGGACAGAGGAAUGAAAUUUAUAUAUCUAAGUGUUAUAAAGAUCACUGUUAUUUCUAUUUGAUCUUACAACUCAUUGUGGGAGCUACAUGGGUGUUUCUGUUGCUGGUAAACUGCUUGUUAACUUUGUUAAUAUUCUCAUUCUUUCUAGCGUUUGUUUGUUUAUGACAAAGAAGUGGUUGUUACUGGGGCAUCAGUCAAUCAAGAGAGAACUCUACUUGGUGAGUGAAUACAGCUCAAAAUAAGGUUUUGAUUCCUUUUUCACUUUGCAUCUGGAUUACCUUGAGAGUACAUAUAUUUUGAUGUUUCAUUUUCAAUUUUCAGCUUUCACUAUUACUGAGCAAUGUUUUGGAUCAGGCAAUGAACCCUGUAGCUCUCAUAAUCCAGGUAAACUUUGUAUUCAUCAUUAUUUCAUUAUUAAAUACUCAAUUCCUAUUUCUUCACUUUAUUUGAUUUUCUGUACUUUACAGCUAUCUAUACUUCAUUUCUUGCUGAGAUUCGCGGACGGAAUUGUAUCUAUUCAUUCUUCAAUGCAAGGCACACUUUUCAAAAAGUUCAGGUAAAUAAAUGGCAGUUUAUGUGUGUAUUAAAAGAGAAAAUAUCUCCUUUGACUCUGAGAGUAUCUGGUUUCUAAUUUCUCCUUAGAGUAUCACCCUUGGAAAGGAAAUGAUCAUUCAAUCAAAUUUCAAUCAAAUUCUCCUUAGCUUGUUGGCACCAUAAUUAAUAUUAAUUAAAGAGAACUGUGUGGAGAACAUAAACACUUAAUCUGCAUAUUUUAUUUUCAAGUUUCUGUAUGGGGAGUAUGUUGGCUAUGGGAGCUCAUCAAAAAAGGAGUCUCAUAUGCUCUUCUUGCAUCAUAAAGAAGGUAAUAAAAUCAUACAAUUUAUAAGUUACUUUAAUUUAAUUAAUUUGAGGCUCAAGUCUUCAGAGUAAAAGUUGACUGUAUUGUGUGGUUAUCCAGGGUCAACUAAGCUAGUGGUGCAGUACCAGCAAAUCUUCACAUUAACUAGCAUGCUUACAUGUAAAAGAACAACAAUUUAACUUUACCCUCAGUUAGGUUAAAACAAAAACUGGUCAAUAGACAACAAACAAGUAUUAUAGCUGUAACUUACAGUCACUUUGAGUAGGAUUUUGUCCAACUGACCAAUAAACAAACAAACAAAUACUACAGCUGUAACUUACAAUAACUUUGAAUAGGAUUUUGUGACUUUGUAGAUGUAGUACUAGGUAACUUAAGUCAAUUUACAAUGAAAACAACAAAAAGCUAUGACUACUUAAUGCAAUUUCAGAGAAACAUUUUUCUGACUGAUUAUCUUUAAGCUGUUAUUGUAUAUUUUCACUGAUUUUGUUUUAAGCAAUUGGAUUGUACCACUUCCCAAUGGCCAGAUUUGGAGACAAAGGAAUGGUGGGUUUAUACAGUUUUCUAGGGAGAACCUUUCACUACCUAGAUAUCUAAUAUUAAAUUCAUCUUACAGCAAAGUAUAUGUUUUCAUUCAUACAAGUGUUAAGUGUUAAAUCAAUACCUUACUUGAUAAUUUUUUAAGAUUAUGAGUGAUCAACCUCGGAUACAGCAAGUGGCAGAUGAAUUUUUUUGGGCAGAAUGGGACUGUCGCAAUCAGCGACUCUACAUUGUGUACCCAAAGCACAAGGUAUGUUGUCAGAGGAUUGUGCAGCUUGUAAUUUAAGUAUCUCUUUUUGCUUUUUUGUUUUUGUUUUUGAAAAGAAAACUUAAUAUUUAUUUAAACACAAUUAUUUACAUGUAGCUAAUUACCUAGAAUAUAAUUAUGAUAGUUUGAAGUAGCUACAGGUGACUAUGAUUUCAGCCAACUUUGUAGUUGACCUGAAUUUCCUUGGCUCCAGACUACCAAUUAAAAUAAAUGGUGAUUUCUUGUAACAAAGGAACAAGUAGAACCAGUGUAAUGUCAUUUUAUCUAAAUUUUUACUUGAAGUGGUAACAGAUCUUUUGCUCAGAAACCAAAAUUUUGAAUAACUCUGAAUCACUCUGAGUUAUCUUUAAUUGUUUCUUUUCAGAGGGUUAAUUCUGGGCUUGACGAGGAGCAAGAAGAGAUGCCUGAUCUCAUGUUUGUAGCUUACCAGUUCAAUGAGAGAAGCCCCCAUUCAAAGGUGGUAAGUUCAGGACUUAGGGUCAGGGAGAGCACUGUUUCAAGAAUUAAUUAUAAAACAAUUUUUAAAGACAAAAUCUUGAAUUGAUUUUGACUAGUUGGUAUGUACAUUUAAGACAAAGCUUUUUCCUACGGCCUAAAAGUCUAAUUUUUUUUUUGUCAGUCCCUCAUUUCAUUACACAGUCAGUUAAUCAUUAUUUUUUCUUUUCUCCAUUAUUUAAUGAUUACUCUUAAUUUGUCUCAGUGAAAUGAGAUUUCAUACCUAAAGAGCAAUUUUGGUAUCUGUGCAAUAUUAAUUAUUAUUGAUUUGAUGCACAUGGUGCUAAGGCAUAUAUCAUUAACUAUGGCAUCGAGUAAUUUUAGUUUUUUUCAUUGCCUGGUAUUUAGUAUUUUGCUCUUUGUUGUUGGCAAAUUAACCCUUUAACUCCCAAGAUCUGAUUGUCAAUUCUCCCCUGUUGCUGCUACACAUUUCGUUGUAAAUUAGUCAUGAGAACUUGGUGCUAGAUCAGGAUUGUAGCUUCUACCUGAUAAGUUUGAAUAUUCUCAUUACCUGUUUGCUGAAGAAUGUAAGGAUAUUGUAGGGAGAAGUUUUAUGUUAAUCACUUCUGGGAGUUAAAGAGUUAACUUUUAUAAUGUGUUUUGGCAGCUAAAAUUUCCACUUCCCUUCACUGGUGUGGACCUUUUUUGCAAGACAAGGUAGUUAUAAAAUAUAAAUGUUACUUGCAGUUUUUCAUUAUGGAUUAGGGUUCAUAUAAAGAUUCAUAAUUUUAGAAAGUUAAAUAUCACAUUUCUUUUUGUUUUUAGACAUCCUGAGUAUGCUGAUAUUCCUCUGUCUCACACUAUCUCAGGUAGCUUUUCAUAUGUUCCACCAAAUGUACAGUUUUUAGCUGGUGUAGUUGUGAAAAUAUGUGGCAGGGUUAAAAGUGAAGAGUUGCUCUAGCCACAUUUGGUGGAGGUUAACUGCAGCUGCUCAAAAUUCCCAGAAAACUUCAGACUGCAAAUAUAAGCUGUUGCCUUCGCUGAUGAUAGAUGAAAGAUAUUUUAGUUUAUAAAUUUUGACAAGUCAAAGGUUGAUAAGGAAUGCCUCAAUCAGUCCAACAGACUAAAAGCUUUUAUUCAACUGUGUAAUUUCAGAGAAACAUGUCAACAUGCAAGUUGUUACUUUGCCUGGCAAAGGUAAACUACCAAUAAUACCUAUUGUAAGUAAAUAUUUAUGAAAAUGUAAUUGUAAAUUAGUACCGCAUAUCAUUUUGUAAAGUGAAUUUUUUUUAUUAUUGUUUUACCUUAUGAUAAUAAUGAUUUGUUUAAUUAAUAUAUGACUUUUGUUUAAAUGUCAGGUUCAUUUUAUAUAUGCGUUCAACAUCCAAUAUCUGUUGGAACUGAGGGAUCACAGGUAAGUGACUCUCACAUAAGUGGUAAGUGGGGCAACAUUUUGACUAAGGGAUAUGUUUAUUUCCUGUACAGCCCAAUAUCUGGGAGUUUUGAUUUGUUAAUUUGCAGCCACCAAGUGAGGGAUCAGUCAUUCUUUAUCACCUGGGCUAGGGUUGAAGGAAUGGAGGGGUGGGAUUACAUGGUUUCAGGGAGAAUAGAGGGGGGUCAUUUGUUGCCAAAAGAGUAUCGUGGGGAAUCUAUAGAAAAUUAAAUGCAAAUUUACAGCCAAUGAGAGGGGGGGAUCAUAAGGAAAUAUUACUGAACCUUAUGGGGGAUCAGGUAAAUUUUAUUGUGACACAACCAAAGUCCUCUAAACCUUCACAUCCCCCCCCCCCUCCCUUAGGGGAAGACUAAUGACCAGUCCCUUAAAGAGUUAAGGACCUAUAAAAGUUAGGUCAUUGAAGUUUACUUUUCAUAAUCUAGUUUAUUUAUUUUUUAAAAUCAGAACAACACAGAAGAAUCUGUUGAACUUUCCAAUCAGUUGGAAUACUCUGUUUAUGUGUUACACCAUGGUGAGUUCUUGUUUUUCAGAGUGAUAUUCUUUGAUCUUCGGGAAUAUGUUUCCUAUAUAUUCUUCUCACUAGUUUGUCACCUUUGAUCUGGAGGAAACAGUGGAGUAGAAUUGUGGGAUGUACACUGGUUUUGCUCUACUGAGUUUUAUGAUUGAUAAUGUUAAUAAGAUUGAGUGCCAAGUCCAAUUCAGUCUGUAAUCAUACAAAUAAUUACAAAAAUUGGACAAUUGCAAAGUGUGUGCUGAUUUUUUAAUCACCACUAUGAUUACAGACAGAAUUGAAUGACACAAAGUCCUGUUACCAAUUAAUCAUAAGCAUUAUAGCUUCUGAUACAAUUAUUACUAACAGUCUGCAAGAGAUAGUCUCUUGCAAACUACUGUCCACUUUGCACAAAAGAUUGUGGAAAUAAGUCAAAAUUGACAUUGAGUAAAAUUUAGCUGAGUGGACUUAAUAUGAUUGGCUGCUUAAACUGACCAAUUUCUGGUGUCUGAUUACAGCCAACUGUCUAAUUACUCUGUCCGAUUGCGAUUGUAACUCUACAGAAUAAUUUGCUGGAAAAAAGUAGCCAAUGCACUAAUCACGUUUCAGGAAAUUGUAAUGGUUGUGAUAGGUCUUAAAGUUGGGGACACCCUCUUUCAGACUGUCAGAUGAAAAGCAAAAACCAAUUUCUACUUUAGAGCAAUUUUCUAUGGAGUGUUGAUUCGAUUCGAUUUAAUUCUUGGCUUGGUGUUUGGAGCAGAACUCAACUUAAUGAAUAAUUUGGUCUGAUCAACUGAAUUGAUGAACUGAAGUGAAGUGGCCGCAGUGAAGAACGUUGGCCCUUCUUCACAGCGAAUCCUUUCCCUCCAACAAAAGGUCAUCGUUCGAUACGUCAGCUAUAGAAUCUCUUUACGGUGACCAAUUCACUAAUUAUUAACUCGGUUAAUAACCUAUUUAUUUGUCUUUAUUUGAGACAAUUAAUUUGUCUCUCUAUCGUUGUAUUCAACUCCUGUAUGAUUUUUCUUGUUUUUGAAGGCUUUUUAAUGAAAUGUGUGUUACCAACUGUGCGACCGUCACAAGACCUCAACUACCGUCUGUUUUUCUCGUCACUCGGUAAGUAUUCAAGUAUAAGUUAGAGUUAAUCGGGUAUUCAAACAUUUUACAUAUCUUUGUUCUGAGAGCAUAUGCUGCAGUUGUUUGGCUUGUUAAAUAUUAUUAUGGUAUCCUAUAGAAUAGAAACAUUUGCUAUAUUAUGUGGACAGCAGCAAGGUAGUUUGAUUGGCCUAAAGAGAAUGAGUAAACACCUGUGAAGCCAUUCUAGAAGUGAUUUUUAUUCUCAGGUCGACGACCUCCAAGUAGAUUAAAUUUUUUUAAGGUCCUUUAAGGCGAACAAAAGUUGGUCGGGCUUUACAGAGCCAAAAGCUGAUCAGAUAGUCCCCUUGGUACAAAUAGACUACAAAUUUAUCUUUCUAUCAUCUCGACUCAAAUAUGGAGGUUUCUUGCUUAGCAAAUAAAUUUCUUCGUGUUGAAACUCUCUACAGAUAACUACCUGAUGGUCUUUCUACCCGGCCGCUUUAUGCAUUUGUUGAAUUGUGGAACAGAACGUGAACCUUGUCAUCACAUCAUCUUACAAGGUAAGGAAAAAAAUUGAUAUCCGGUUUGAUUUGAUUAGGCGCUCAACCUCGAACAAGCCCUUACCCUGUAGGUAGGAAAAGUAAAUAAGCGAUCAGACUCAAGUAGGCGCCAAUCCCCCCUAUCUCCCCCUCCCCCUGGAAAAAGCAAAAAAAAUAAAGUGCGCAAGAGAAAUACUGAUUGUUAUUUCUAAACUGGCUCACAAUUUCUACAUCCACUGUCUAAGAAACAUCUUUUUAUUUUAUUCUUUUUUGUUGAAAAAUAAACUUACUACUAGCUGAAAAUGGUGAAAAAUUAUGAAACGCCAAAGUUCAGGCCCAAAAAUCAAUAAGCAACCCAGUUUAAUUGAAUAAAUACCGUGGUCAAAAUAUGAAGCAUCUCCUUUUGUGAAUUGAUGAUCAUUUUCCGAAAACAGUCGUUCUCAAGGCUUUUCUUCACCCUGACCAUCGUAUUAAUGAUCGUCUGUUACUUUUGGGUUGAAAACAUUCGCUACUGACCAGAAAAGCUAAGAACGUACUCGAAGCUUGAAAGUGAGAUGGAAAUUUUUUUUGUAAGUGUUGAAUAUUUUCUCAUAUUUUGAUUUUUGUUUUUAGACGAUGCUGUACCAACGUUUUCUUCUGAGGAUGCUGUGCCUAAUGAACCACGCCUGCUAUCGAUCCUUAAGAAGGAGGUUUCUACGUCUCUACGCACAGGUUUGAAUAUCGUUCGACAUUGACCCUUUAAACCCUGAGAGUGACUAGCAUCUAACUUCUCCCUACAAUAUCACUCCUGAAUCACACAUUAAGGUCAUGAGAAUAAAGGAAAUGGUCACCAGGGAAAGAAGCUUUUGAUAGGCAAACAAAUUCUCCUUGUCAGCACCAUAGGAAAUGUAUAAAGAACAGUAUGGAGAAUAUGCAUACUGAUGUUAGUGUGUAAAGGGUUAAGAAAAUAAUUUUACAGUGGCAUAUGUUCUUGUCUUCACGUACAUCGUCCAUUUUUCUUGUAUUCUUGGGUACUUUGGAAAGUUUUGAGAAGCCCUAUGCCCUAUUUGCCCUAUGCAAAGAAAGCAGAUUCUGACUACCUUUGUUGAAUACUUUUUCGCCCGUCUUUUAUUUGCUUCCUACUAGGUCCGUACAUUUUUGACUGUGGAUCUGGGAAUGCCUUCAAGUACAGCUUCAAUAAGGAAACUUUAGCUGAACUAUUUGCUAAGUAUGUGUCGUGCCAUGGCUAAAAUACAUCGCCCACUUAACCCUUAAACUCCCAAGAUCUCAAUUGUAAUCUCCUCGCCCUCUUCCAUACAAUUCUUAUGAUGCGAGUGUGGAGACUUUGAUAUUUAAUCAACAAGUAGUCGCUUAGUUGACAUUUUUCUUCAUCCUCAUCACUUGUGGCUUCGUAGCUCAGUUGGUGAUAGCGCCCCACGCGUAUCUUGGAGGCCUGGGUUCGAAUCCCAUCGAAACCGGUUUUUUUUUUUUUUUUCAGGCCUCUUUACUAAAAUUAAUCUAAUUGCAGCUCUCCUACGAAGAUCAUUGCAUUACUUGAUUUUCACAAGCUUAGGCUGAGGUAAAUAAAGAUCGUUUUAUUUUUCUUAAAAUAAUUCAUGUCAUCUUCUUUGCUGAUAGGACUCAUAUGCCAAGUACGCGUCUGGCCAUUCUUCACUUAGCUGUUAUUCAUUUACGGGAUUCUAAUUUAACGAGAAAGGUACAUAAAAUAUUUUGUUUCCAAUCUUGUGGGCUUAGACCCCCGAAGCCGAUCAGAACCUCGAUUUAGUUGUUUACGCUGUUGAUGUCGCUGUUCCCUUCAGAUCUUUGAGCACCUGAGCCAUGACCCGGCGAGCCCAGAAUGUUUGGAUCUCCUCCGAGAGUAUCUUGUUGGUGAGGGGAUCAUUUGUUUGAUGGUUAAAGAGAACGAGUGGAUUUUUCUAGAAAGAUUGAAUUUCAGUAGGUCAAGAGAGAAAAACCAGUGAGACAGCUAAAAUCUUAAGUAGAUAGAUACAAGGAUGACCAGAGACGGAGCACAUACCAACGUGAAAAGUGGUACGUGGGCUUUAACUUCAUCUUUAUCAGUUAAAAUGUCGAUAGCACGCUUGUAAUCUAUAGGCUUUAUUCUUGUUAGGUGCAACUUAUGGUACUUUUCGUCGAGAGCUCCAGGGGGAACCCGUGGCUUUGAUUCCAUUCACUAGUGUCGACACUUACAGAGGACAUUUGGAAAAGGUAAAGCGGAACCCAGGGAAUUAUGGCGCAACUUUUUCCUCAUUUUUUUGCCAUCAAGAGGCGAUGCCAGACACUUAAAUUCACUCCCUCUUCUUUCAUCCUUUGGUGAAGGCAUAAGUUUAGCCGGAAGGAGGAGAUUUUAAAUUUUUAAUCUUGUUACUUCCUUUCCACCAGAGAAACGUUUUUUUAAUAAUUAUAAUCUUGUUGUAUUAGGACGUCAACAGGAAAAGGAUUGCCCAAAUUUCUUGCUCAUUUGUCAGGGAUAUUCCAAUUGAAUUUCAGAAUGUCAAGGUCAGUGUAUGCUGCUCAAGCUUGCGGUUAGAUUUGCUUUUAUUUUUAAUUAAACGAUUGCCUCAUCAAACCCUUUCUUUUUUACCAUGUGAGUGAUAAUUCUCCUCUCCAAGCGCCAUACAUGUCUCUGUGUGUAACCUAUGAGAGUCUGGUACUUCAUCAAAACAAACUCCCUUGGAUGUUCCUUGUUUUCAAGGUGCAUUUUUGCUUUCCAAUUUCUUAGAGCAAGACGAAACAAGGAGACUUUUGGACAGCUUUGCUUGGAAGCACGAAAAGGCUUCCGCCAAGGUUAGUUAAGUUUAGAGUUCUAUCCUUUCAGUGAUUCAAGAAAUUAACUUUCUUUUGCUCCAUUUGAACUCGGCUAUCUGAAACUCAUCACAAUUAAAAGAUUUGAUAUUUAUUUAUUUUGUGUCGAGAAUAAGGUGCUUAUCUCAUUUUGAGUCGAAAGACUUUUCAUGACAAGUUCUUUUCCUCAUUUAAUUCAUGUCAUCAAUGAUUGCACUCUAAGGGCGGUUUAUUGGCACGAGGUCUCACCCAAACCGCGGGUUCACGCAAUCAGUGGGCCCUGGGCUCUCUGACAAGAGGGUUAAUUUAAUUAGAUAAAUGUCCUCCCUUUGCUGGCUCUCGGUCCUUUUGACACUGUUCCAAAAAAAAAAUGUUCAGAUAAAAGUUCAGUUAAAUUGAGGAUUGUUCAGGACACGGUUUUGCUAAACUAUAACUAAACUUUGUUUUAAUAAUAGGCCUUAAAUGUUUGACGCACUGUAAUCAGAAGAAGUCCGUCCAAAAAGUCUUACAAUGUUAAUAAACCAAUUAAGUUCUUCGUCAUGACUCUCAAUUUUCUAAAUUUUUGGUGGAAACGAAAGGCAAAUUCGGCCAAGUGUUGUCUGUCGUUGAAAUUUGUGUACGAAUCUCUUGUAAUGGCUUUUGAUACCUAACUAUUGCUUAUUGUUCUAGGUUUAAACUAAAUGUUCCUACCCCUGAGUUUCAUGAAGAAGACUGGGAUAGCGAAGAAGAGGUAAACAGAACCUCUUUGUACUAAUUGAACCAUUUCCAAUGCGGGUAAACGUCUGGCAUUUGUGAGCGUAGUUUAACAAGAAGAACCACUUUGAGCUCCGCUCUUAGCCUUGAUAAAGUCUUUGUAGUAUUUUAUCAUGUAUAGGUUUUCCGAACAAUUCUCCGAUACUCAUUUAUAACCUGAGUGAAGAAGGGCAUUGCGAAGGCAAACUGUCUGCCCGGAAACUAAUGCAAGCCACUCUCUUUUUUUUCUCUUUCUUUCUUUUUUAGGUGGAGGUAACGUCGACACACGCUAGUCUGGUGAAGUCGCUGCAAAAACGCAUCUCUGCAGCCAAGUAAUAAUGCUUUACUGUAGAUUCUGAAAAUAUUAUCUUCAAGUAUCGUAACAAACUUUGAUUCCUAUUGAAGGCGAGACCUCCUUGUAACCACGGUUUAUUUAUUUUAUUAAUUAGAAAGUUCUCUGGCAGCAGUUACUCCCUCACUUCCCAAACAAGCAGUAGUAAGUAAAGAACUCCUCUCAUAAAUAUUUGCAGUUUUUUAGCUGUGUAAUCUUAUCCACUUUGCUGUCAAACACUUUCAUACCUUUCAAUAUUAGCUGACAUACAGUAUAUACGGCACUCACAAACGAAGUUCACUACAGAUCGUAAAGGGUGUUAUGUUUCGCUGAAUUAAGCAGUUGAGCAUACAAGAAAAGUAACAACAACAAGACGUCACCAUUACUAGCAUCCACACCAAUGACAUCAACAACAAGAACAUUAGAAACAACAACACCAUGAACCAUGUAAAAAAAAAAAGAAAAACAGCAAUAAGGACAUAAAUAACAAAAACAGCUCAAACUAAGAAUAAUUUAAAUAUUUUUGAGGGAGAUAAAGUUGACCGAUAUUUCUGCCAAAGUAAUGCUGGUGAUUUGAUAUUUUUAUCAGAAAGCAAAGAUUUACUCGAUACUCCUGAAGAGUCAAGAUCAGUGGCUGAGAUAAAAAAACAAAACAUGGUAAAGUUGAUGAUAGUUUAGAGAGAUUUGUAGCAUUCUUCUCUGAAACUUCGAUGCUUUAAACUGAGGUGCUCUGACCUCAACAAAACGGAAUUUUCUUGAAGCUUUCAUUGGCGUUGUGUGAUGUUUUAGUUUGCUCGGAUUGGGUACUGUGGUGAUUUUGUAAUUGGGUGUUUGUAAUUUACUUUUUGAAAUACAAUAUUUAACCCAAAUGAGUUAAAUUGUACAAAAAGUGAUUUAGUUAUAGUUAUUGUGAUUAUCUAUUAUGUUAAACGGUGUUGUGUAUUGCAGGUUUUGCUGGUAUAAGAUUAAAUAUAGUAAAAAUUAAAAUUAAAAUUAUUUAAUUCAGAAUGCCUUUAUUUUUCGUUCUUUAAAUUAAUGGGGCUUAACAUUUGUUGCAGACUAUCGAUCGUCUUGUAGCUCAUUUACAUAAUAAUUUGCCAAAAGAAGCAAAAGUGAAAAUUAACAACAUUGCCAUUGAAUAUGUCAACUGUCAGGUCAGUGUUGCUAAAUUUAUUUUGUAGACUUUUACAUUAGAUAGUGCAAAAUUUUGUUAAUGAUUUUAUGUAGAUUUUUUCUGUUACGAACGAAAUCUAAAAUGACCUCUCAUGAAACAAUAUGUAUCAACCCUUUACCCAAAAGGAGACCAACAUUUACCAUACCAAAAAAUGAUGUUUAUAUCUGGGAGAGUCCAUGGGUCUUUUGUACUUAGAAAAUGUUUAUAUUUGCAAAUCUUUGUAUGACCGAUGGUAUAUCAUUUACCUCCAACCAUCGGAAUGUCAGCCAUUUUUUUUUUAUUUUUUCAAAUAUCAAAGAGGCAAUAUUUCCUCAUUUAGGCUUAAAAAUAAUGUAGAAUUUCUCUGUUUCUCCCCAGGCACGCCAGUCGGAACAGCUGUUACGUUUAUUUGUUCAAGCGUUGGAAUUCACUGACAAUCCAUUUAGCUAUCCGCUGUAAGAUUCAAAUUACGUUUAAGUCUUUACUUUAUGGUAAUAUCUUGUCAAUUAGAAAAAACCUAGUUGAUCCAAUGAACUAGUGAAAAUUCAGAGGAUCGAUGUUCUUGUCAAAAGCGCAGGAUACCCGUGUGGGGAAUCUUUUGCAAGCAAAACUCUUGAAGGAUCUCAUUAACUGGUUGUCUAGCUACACCCAUGCCCUUCGCAUCUCUGGUUCCGCCUGUAGGAAAACUUGCUUUGGAUGGACUGCCACUCAAAUCCUUGAAAUUUUAAACAUUUCAUGGAUUGAGUGCUACUCCCAUCGCAAGCAAACCCUUCCACCUUGUCCUGUCUCACAAAGCAAAACCACUCUGUCCUCUACCCUUGGCGUCGAUAAAGUCUCUGUUGGAAGUAUUUCAUAGGUUUUCCUAACUAAGUGUUCUACUUGUCUUAUCCAAUUGGUUAGAAAUACAUGUAAAUAGCGCCAGUUUGUUACCCAAUCGUAGCAAAAGGAGUGCCUUGCGAUGACCACCUGAAAAUCAUACAACGUUUUUCUUUGUGUAUGUAUGUAUGUAUGUAUAUAUGUAUAUAUGUAUAUAUGUAUAUAUGUAUAUAUGUAUAUAUGUAUAUAUGUAUAUAUAUAUAUAUAUAUAUAUAUAUAUAUAUAUAUAUAUAUAUAUAUAUAUAUAUAUAUAUAUAUAUAUGUAUAUAUAUAUAUAUAUAUAUAUGUAUAUAUGUAUAUAUAUGUAUAUAUAUAUAUAUAUGUUGCGAUAGGGGAAAAAAACAGAGAGACUACACUUUCAUCCCUACAAGCCUGUUUCGUGAUUGCUUACUCAUCAGGGGAUUUUUGUGAGCAACGAAUGAGCAAUCACGAAACAGGCUAGUAGGGAUGAAAGUAUAGCCUCUCUGUUUUUUUCCUCUAUCGUAAUAUGUAUCGCGCUCUACUUCUGCCUAUCGAGCACUGUAAAACGAAAAAAAUCAAUACGCAGACUUCAUAUAUAUAUUACUAUUAUUAUCAUCUUUGUUAUUCACAUUAUAAUCUUUGUUAUUAACAUUAUAGUUCUCACCAUCAUUUCCAUUUCCUAUUUGUUUUUUAUAAUUAACAUUUUCUGUCAUAACCGUCAGUACUUUCUCUCCCCUCCCCCAUCUCUUUUUUAUGUUACAGGAAAGGAAUUUUUAAUUAUUAUCAUUUUCUUGUAAAUGACAAUUAUUCAGCUAUCUCCCUGCGUCGUUCAUUUAAUUCUUGUUGUAUCAACCUCUUGGGUUUUUUGGGUUCCUCUCUAUUUCAUUAUAUCUCUGCUAAUCGUUUUGUGCCUUUUGGUAGAGUUAAAUAACAAUUAAUGUAUUUGAUAACCUUACCCAUGGGCAUGUUGUAUCUUGUUGUAGGUAUUCGCGGGGAACGAUGCGUGAAGUUGUAUUUUUCCAGUUGGUGGAGAGAUUUUCUACAGCUGUGACCGAGCUAAGUUUUCCUCUUCCUUCUGGUACGUUUUUGUUCAAGGAGAUAAUCAAAGAUCUCGUUAAUUUAGUUUUUUUAAACGAGACAGUUGUUGAAUUGGAUUUAAUCAGUUGGUGUGACCCCACCACUCGUGUCCUCAGGCUGUUAAACUGUUAACUGCGUAAUUGCGUAUUUCUAUGGAAGAUUUUUUCACUGACUAUGGAAGUACAACGGUUAAACUUAGUAAUAUUGUUACCAAUGUCCGUGACACUCCCUCACGGCUCGAGUGCCACUGAUGCUGUUUUUACCACUCUUUAAAAUCGUCUGACUAUCUGUGACUCAACAAGGCUAGGGAUUGUGGAAUAUUUUGGUCAAACCAAAUCAAAUAGAGGUCGUCCUCGACGAACAUCCAGAAUAUGAAAAACUAAACGAUCUCACCUUUCCCAGUUUCCAAAAGUUCUCUUUUUUGUUAAUGUUGUUGAUAUCCUUAAGUUGAUUAGUCACCAUCGCUCCAACACAGGGAUACAAGUUACUCGUCUUCGUUUGUUUCCUUCAGGUUUCCGUACAUCGAUGACAUGCCUGGGGUUUCGCUGCUUGGAAAGAAGGUAAGAUUGUUGUGUUGAUCAACUUUUUUAUGUUUGUCAUAUCUGUGCUCCUCGCGCUCGAUGAGGUGGCCUAUGAUUAGUGUGCGGGUCUCCUGAUCGAAAGGACUAGGUACGAGACUUCAUUGACUAAGGAAUAAAGGGGUAAGUUUCUAAAGAAACUGUGGUGCUGCGUCGGUGGGAGAGUAUAGCAGGUAAUUUAGUGUUAACAACUGGGUUGAAAACGUAAAUUAGCCACCGUAAAGGGUAAAAAAGCUGACGUUUCGAGCGUUAGCCCUUCGUCAAUCGCUCUGACGAAGGGCUAACGCUCGAAACGUCAGCUUUUUUACCCUUUACGGUGGUUCAUGCAUUUGUUGUAUUCUUCGGCAAUACUCUUCGCUUUGUAUUUCUUCUCUGAACUCUGGACCUGUUGAAACUUUUGCAAAACAAUUAGAAAUAAAAGAGCAUUUGGAGUUCCCUUCGCAGCCCCAUUGAGCUUUUUUCUUCGAAUUGGCUUUGAAACUUCUCGAGUAAGUGUUAUAAAGUAUAGACCAGAAGUUCGGAAGUUGUGUUCAGAAGUUCGGUUUCAAAGCGAAUGUGUUACAUUUAACUCGUAACAUUUUUUAGUUUCAUUUGUUCCCCAGAAAGCCCAAGAAAAAAUCUGACUUCACAUUUCUGAGUAUAAUGAAAAACUCUGUAUUUUAAGAUAUAAAAAAAUUUAGUCUUCUUUUAAUCGAUGAAUUCGAAAGGGUAUUUUGUACUGUCUCUCUCGUAGAAUGUUUUUACAGUACGUGGAUAAUAGCGUGUUGCAAUUGACGAAAGGUUUUAUAACUCGACUUGUUGAAGGUAAACAUUUUACAAAAGUUUUUUUAUUUGAUAAAAUUUAGCUUAAAUUGUUUAAAAUAAGUCAUUUAUUUGCAAUUCAAGUCAAUCCGCUGUCUUUCAAUCGUUAUGUCGCCCGUCUCUGAAAAGUCCCAAAAGUCCGAAGCCCUAUAAGGACUAAGGAAUGGUAAUGCAGGAUUAAGCUCAAAACUAGCCUCAAAUUCUUGGUUACCUCAUGUUUUUAUUGUUUUAAUUUCAAAGCUAUUAAUAUUCCGAUCUUUAAUGUAAAACGGCAAACGUAAAAUAGCUCUGCGGAACCAGGAACUACCAGGGCUAUUGAGAAACGGGCCACUGGUCUGUUUUUGAGGCUUCUCUUGCCUCUUUCAUGUUGUUCUUCCCUCGAAAACUGUAACUUUAAGGUUUUAUUCUAUUUAAUCCGUUGAUCCCCUACGACUGGGUAGAUCUUUAAACAAAUUCUCCUAGUCAGCACCUUAGGAAAUGUAUGGCGAACAGUAUGAGGAAUAUGCAUACUGAUGUUAGGAUGUAAAGUGUUAAAGUCAGGUUUGCCACACCCAUGACCCACAAGAGUGAACGUUUUAUGUCGGCUCCCAUUUCAAAUGGAAACCCGUCUUUUCAUACUGGUACAUUGGCCGAGUACAUCUUGGUAAAAUUUGACGUUGAAAACGAAACGCGUUUCAACUGUAAUCAACAUACUCCUGAGAGUCUCCGCUUGUUCUUUCAGCCGCCUCCACUAGAAUAGCUGAUAGUAGCAUGUGAUGUUUUUCAUCGAAAGUUGCACAUUUCUAUCAUUUUUUCCCUGCAGAAUUCCAACAAGGUGAACGAGACGAGGAGGAAUUUGUCUUUCGAAUCAUUUGUCGCUUGAAGCAUGUAAGUUGAUUCCCUUUGUUCAGGGAGCUAGCCUAACCACAGAUUGUGUGUUUUGGAGAGAGACUGUGAAAUGGAAUUUCUAGAAAUCUCAAGAAAGCAUAGUGACGUUCUAGAGUACGUAAUCAAUUAAUUUACGAACCCGGUCACCCUCUCAGAGGGUUGGUUGUUGUAGUCGGCAGAGACCGAACCUUUGGAGAAGCUUAAAUGGGCGGGAAGUUUGUAUACAGUCAAGGGUUUCGGGAAUAAUUUGGAGAUAAGCAUCUUUUUCUUUUAGUUUGUGCCAGUGUUGGUUAAGGGUCAAGUCCACUUUAGUUGGCUUUGUUUACAUUAAACUGCAAUGUGUAAGAGUCGCUUUUUUAUUUUAGUAAAAGUUACUUCACAAUCAAAUUCAUUGGUUGUAUACGAUUUUUAUAUGCAUUUUCUUGUCGGUGUAACGAUUUUACCGAAACACGCAAAUGUUGAAAUAUGCGUAGUACUCUUUACCUCACUGAGCUAGCUAUUUGGAAAUAGUUUCGUUUGAUUUGCCAGUAGUCUUCUUGAUUUAGUCGAUACAAAUCUACUGUUUUUUCUUAGACUCUUGCUAAAGAGGCCUUACUGCGCUGGGAUCAUCCUUUUAAAGCCAGGUGAGGCGCGAUGUCAUUCACGCCCAAAGUACAUUUGUGUAUGAAACACACCCCUCACAAUAUGAUUCUCUUCGCCAAGUAGUAGCUUUGUGGUUUGUGAGUAGUUUAUACGAAAACAUGUUCUACUGUAAGACAGUAAGACACGUCUCUCUCUCUCUCUCUCUCUCUCUCUCUCUCUCUCUCUCUCUCUAUUAGGUUAUAUUCUCAGAGGCUCGCGGAGGACUUGUUAAACAAAGACUCGUCAGGAGGUAUGGUCCAACGGCGUUUUUAUGAAUCGAUUUCGACCAACAUUCCCUCAAUCGUUCGAUACUUCAGUCCUUUAUUCCUUUAUUUAUUCUCAUAAAGGCCGAGAAAAUUCGGAAGGUCAUCAUACCGGCAGAGGAAACAGCCUUCUUACUGGGUUUACAUUCGUGGACGCCGGUAGGUAACUCUGUUCUAUGAAAAUUGUAAACGAAAUUAAUUUUCUAGCGCAUGUUUCUCAUCAAGGGUCGAUGCUCUUUACUUUCAAAGUCAAGGGCAAGAAGGGCAGUCACUGUCCGUUCAUAUCAAGUGUCAUCAGAAGCUUAUAACUGUCUUGUGUCACCCACCGUCCUGGCCUAUAUAUCAAAUAGACGUUGACCAGAAUCGAAUGUUCGUCCCGUGUUCUGUCGAAGAUUGAUAUGAGCUUCUGACCCAGUGCCCCACAUUCCAUCCUCCUCAUCUUCAUUCUCGAUUGAUUGUCAAACUUUAUCUAUGUGAUGUUGCUUGUAAUUUGGAGUCAUUGACUGAUUAGUUACUCAAACCGGUUGUGACGUGGUGACACCUAGGCGUUUUACGGCGCCAAAAACUGAGUCUGACUAUUAACUAUUUUCUUUGCCUUUUCAAUUACAGUUGUUUUUUUACCAACACUCCAUCGAAAACUUCCUCUUCUCGCCUGAAGCCGUUACGGCAAUACAUUUAUUGGGUGUUGAGGGACUUAAUGAGUAGAUUCUUCUUAAAGUCUCUCUUUUCACUACCUCCAGAUUCCGAUUCAGAAAGUUUCUUACCUUUGACAAAUCUGAUGAACACUCUGAGAAAUAGCGGUAAGACUUAAGGCAUUUGAUAUUAUUUCACGCAGAGGGGCAUAUUACAGCUAGUGACACAGCGGUUGGAACGACUGCAUUUCCAAUCUUUCCAAAGCGUUGUUGUUUAAAAUUUCGUAAAACGUGUUUUAGGGACAUAAAGUCCCCAAUUUUCAAUGAAUUAUUGUUUGGACUGCUCGUUCCCUCUUUUGUGCGCUACUUAACGAAUAAAUUCCACGUUGCUGUGCGUCUGUCCAGUGAUAGAUUACAGAUAACGUCAAAAUUAUGGUAAGAACAAAAACAUGGCAAAUGAGGCACAGCCAAGUGUGUGACUGUGAUGUUGUGUAUGAUGAUGAUAUUAUCAUGGUGAUUGUUAUUUUUAUUGUCAUUUUCAUUCUAGUUGCAGCUGGGGUUAACAGACAAACUGUGACCUCGGUUGAUCUAGACUACGUUGAGGAGCAAGCGCUACUGGAAACACAACGGGAAAUAGUCGGGAGCUUGGGAACGAUUCCGUUUUAAGACAAGAGACGCCACGUGUGUAGGAUGAAGACACCUCGGAGGAAAAACGUUCACUGGAGAGAAUUUCAAGGAUUAGGAGGGUAUUUAAAGCUGCAGUUUCACCUCGCAGAUAAGAAGCUUUGUUUGGUCAAUUACUGUUUUAUUGGAAUCAUAUCGGCCGAAAGCUUGGAUAGAAAUAUUUUUUCUCUUAUCCCCCUUACCAUACGUUAAAAUCCUUAGAUCAGUGAAAGAUAUUGUGAAACAAGAGUAUAGGAGAUAAUGAAAGCUGAUAAACGAGAAGGUCCGAUUAGAAAAUUGAUAGCCUGUAGUGCAGGCGUCUUGUUAGUGCGAGCUAACGCUAAAAGUGGACGGUGGGGGUAGGGGGCGGGGGAGAAAAGACGGUGUAAUCUUCACUCCCCUACCCCACCCCUCUCCUUAUUCUUGACCGUCGACCGCCCCCUCGGUAUAAAUUUCUACUCUCCCCAGCCUUCCGCUGCCAUUAAAAUCAAAGAUGGCAGCUAUAAUAUUCGUUAUCAAAUUACUUGGCACUCGCUGGCAAAAAUUACGCCUGCUCCACAGGCGAGAAAAUUGAGCGCUUGCAUGAGAAAAUUUUUGAGUUAAUAUGAUUAUUUUGUCAAGAGUGUUAUUCUUAAAUUGAGUCAUCGUUGGGAUGCCUCUCACAAAAGAAAAUGUAUCACGAUUUCCUUCCUUAUCCAUUGUUUUGUAUGCCUACUUAUACGAUGAAUGGUUGCUCCAACAAGAAAUGGAAAAACAACAACGUGUUCACAUAGUGAACCAAACACAUACCUCGCUCGCCACAGUAACAAUUGCUCAGUGUGCUGAUACAUAUUUUUGUCAAGGAAAGGAGAUAACGUAAAAUUUGACUGGUUAUUUUCCAGUAUGCGCGGGGUUGUGAAAUUGAAAAUGUGGAAAACUGUGAUGGGGAAAAGAGAAACCAAUUGUGCUUUAUAUAAGAAUUCGAACUUGAUUUAAAAUCGAAUCUCAGCUACCAGUUUGCAAAGACAGAAGGGAUUUGGGAUUUAUUAAGCCCUUUUAACCCUAUUGGGUUGGGGUUAAACGAAUUCUCCAUUUCAGCACGAAAGGGGAAGACUUAUGGAGAAUAUGGACACUGAUGUUAGGGUAAAAAGGUUUUCGUGAGAAGAGAAACGAAUAGAGUGCUUAGUUUACUUAUAUGAAAUGGAAUAAAAUUUAUUGGCUAUUGUAAAAGUAUGUACAGAAUUAUGAAAUUUAAAUUUUUCAUAAAUUUAUAUAAAAUUAUUGAUUGAGUUUGUAUCAGUCUUAGCCAUGACUUUGGUUGAACGGUAUUUAGAGCAGUAUUUAUGCUUGAACAAAAGUAGGAUUAAAAUUUUUUUUUCUGAGAAAAACGAG
Messenger RNA from Pocillopora meandrina, 20140 nucleotides. Lineage: Eukaryota; Metazoa; Cnidaria; Anthozoa; Scleractinia; Pocilloporidae. The record is from the annotation of a GenBank genome assembly.